AUGUGGUCUAUCAGAUGUAUUCCGGAUAUUCAGGUGGACAGGGAAUCCUACUACCUCAAAGGGAUGAUGUCGGCAAAUGCGCAGACGGAUAUCAUUCUUGAGACGCGUAACUCGCCAUAUCUUGAAGCUCAUCUUUGGCUGCAAUUCGGACUUCAAUCGCCGAUGGGAGAUGUCAAUCUUGAAUGGGGUUAUGGGUUGAGAAAACACAAGGAGGCGCGAAGCUGGGAAGUGCGCGUGCAGAGUAAGAAAGUACAGAACGGGGACGGAUACCCUCCUCCGGGUGACGAUGAGCAGGAUCUGUGA
Messenger RNA from Penicillium psychrosexuale, 303 nucleotides. RefSeq lists its product as uncharacterized. Lineage: Eukaryota; Fungi; Ascomycota; Eurotiomycetes; Eurotiales; Aspergillaceae. Bases 1 to 303 code for a protein of 100 amino acids. The record is from RefSeq and is a predicted model, not a curated record. The transcript has 2 exons.